Messenger RNA from Chara braunii, 2306 nucleotides. The record is from the annotation of a GenBank genome assembly. Lineage: Eukaryota; Viridiplantae; Streptophyta; Charophyceae; Charales; Characeae.
GCAAAUUAACGAUGACGUCACAGCGGGAUGAUGGUGAUCGGUAACAGGUCGCAAAUAAACGAUGACAUCAGCGCGAUGGUGAUCGAUAACAGGUUGCAAAUAAACGAUGACGUCAACGGGAAUAGUGAUCGUGAUUGGUCGAUUAAUUACGACGAUCGAUCGAACGACGAAACUGCCAUCGAUCGAACGACGAAUUUUCCUUGUCAACGGGAGGUUGCGAAUCUGGCAAAGAACUUAGAUGAAACGAGCCGAGCACUUAAGGAGAUGGAAACAAGGCUGGAAAUCACACAGCGAAGAGAGCGAAGGGCAAGGGAGAGACUGCAAGAACUGCACGACGACAAACGGAAACUGAGGGACAGAGUCAAGGCAGCUAUAUUGCAGAUGGAAAUUUUGGAAUGCGACAAACGAAGGGCGGAGGAAUUGGCGGCUAUGGCAAAAGAGGCGUUAUCGAAUGCAGAAGCGGAGACGGUAACGCCGGCUUCGAUAGCCAUGAGCAAAAAUUAUGAGAGAGUUGGAUUUGUGGAGCCGCUGCCGCGAGGCGGAGGGGGAUUCGUUGAACGGCAAGGAACUAUGGAGGUAGAGGCGGACAAUGAGGAUCAGGUGGAGAGUGGAAGGGCAUGCCGCUUCUCCCGCUGCGAAGGAGGAGAUGUGAAUAUGAGGGGCGCCAAGGAGGUUGUGCUGCUGGGGUGGAUUACCACAGGGUUGCUGAGCUUGCUGAUGAUUGAGUUUGUUCUCCAUGAUGGCGUCUCGUUAAGUUUGGUCGCGACAUUCAUUUCGGUCUAUGUUGUGGUAGUUGGGUUUGCCUUCGGCAGCGCGGAGGCUGUGGGGGGCUUGGCAGUCGCAGCUGUAUGUCUGAACUCGUUCGCUUUGGGGUUGUUGUUGUGCCGGCAUUCUUUGGGAAAUGCUUUGCUUGGAGGGGUGGUAAGGACCUUCAAAGGGCUAGAUUACAUGAUGCAGGCCAUCUUCUCAGAGCCUGCCGUUCCUCAGCCUGCAAUUGGACGGACGACUCAAUAACGACGCUUUUGUGUCCGUGUGUGUGUGUGUGUGUGUGUGUGUGUGUGUGUGUGGGUGGGUGGGUGGGUGUGUAAAUUUGGAGUAUGGGAAGCGGAAGCGGGGUGUGUGAGUGCACGUGCCUGUGCGUGUUGUGUAGAGUAGAAGGAAGGGGGGCGAGGUGGUGUGUAUGCGUGGCCGUGUGUGAGUUGGGAGGGCGCAGGGUGGACGAGGGGGCGGUGAGGGGUAGGAGCAGAACUGAGAAUGUAGGGUGAUUAUAAUGCGCAGAAGUAAUAGACAAGGCGGUCAGGGGGAGGUAGGGAUAAGGGGUGGGAAUGUGGAAGAGGGAAGAAUGAGGGGGGGGGAGUGGGGAGGAGUCGUACAUGUGUCGGACGAGGAUGUAUCGCAAUUGCAGUCGGACGAGGCUGUAUAUGACCAUAAUUAUGUCCCGGUUCAUUCGAAAAAAGUCCUUGUGUGAGCUGUCAGCUGCUGCCUGGGAGAGGGUAGGAGAACUGCUCCCGAGUUUGAACCCAAGUCUUUUCCUUUCGGGACCACGGGUACCCUUGCCAGCCUUCCAGUUUGAACCCAUCUUUUUUAUUUUUUUGUUGGGACCAUCGGUACCCUUGCCAGCCUUCCAGUUUGAACCCAUCUUUUUUAUUUUUUUGUUGGGACCAUCGGUACCCUUGCCAGCCUUGUUUGAACCCAUCUUUUUUUUUUUUGUUGGGACCGCUCGUACCCUUGCCUGCCUUUCAGUUUGAACCCAUGUCUUUCCGCUUGGGACUGCUGGUACUCUUUUAUCUUUGGGACCAUCGGUACCCUUGCCGGCUUUUCAGUUCGAACCCAAGUCUUUUAUCUUGGGACCGCCGGUACCCUUGCGCUGGCGAGCCUUUCAGUUUGAACCGGCCGGUUGACACGGUGCAGGGGAUCUGGUCCCAACUUCCUCCCAAGUCUUUUCUCUUGGGACUUGGGAUCGCCGCCGGAAUCCUCGCCAGCCUUCCAGUUUGAACCUGCUGGUUCACAUGGUGCAGGUACAGGUACAGGUGCAGGGUUCAAUUCUUUGCGGGGGAAGAGGCUGACAGUGUCAGGGAAAUUGCACAUGGCGAUGGUUUGGAAUUUUCAGGGGCGGGAAAGAAAGCGGAUUGGAAGACGGUGGCGUGUAGAGAAGGUACCGGCGGUUCAUUUCAAUUAUUUGCGUGUCUGUGUUCGCCUCUGGUGUGUGUGGAGAGCAUACGGAUGGGUGCAGAUUAUAAAGUUUUUCAAUGUGUUAUGUGCCAGGGUUAUGGCCAUUGAGAGAGAUCUGCCAGAGCUUAUGACUA